Messenger RNA from Morus notabilis, 1932 nucleotides. RefSeq names its product probable serine/threonine-protein kinase At4g35230. NCBI's taxonomy places the organism in Eukaryota, Viridiplantae, Streptophyta, Magnoliopsida, Rosales, Moraceae. Gene Ontology annotation, molecular function: protein kinase activity; ATP binding; protein binding. Gene Ontology annotation, biological process: protein phosphorylation; brassinosteroid mediated signaling pathway. The record is from RefSeq and is a predicted model, not a curated record. The transcript is spliced from 10 exons. Bases 185 to 1684 code for a protein of 499 amino acids.
UCCUUCCUUGAUUUUCUUUCUAUAGAGUUGCACUCUUUCUUCAGUCUUCACUUCACUUCAACACCAUCUCCAUUCUCAUCUUUUCCACAUUUUCUUUCUCUCUCUACCUCUCUUUCUCUCUCUAGGUGCUGAGAAAGUACUAGUACUGUUGUAUAUAUACAACUAUCUAUGUAAGCUCUUAGUCAUGGGCUGCUUUCAGUCCAAAACCACCCACUUGGCUUCCCCUGACCAGGACCCUCCUCUCCAAGAUCCAGUAACGAAUGAAGCUAAUGGGGAAGAAGAAUCACAAGAAGAGCAUGCGGUGGCUGUGUUCAAAGAGUUCGGCCUGGCUGAGCUCCGAGCGGCCACAAAUGGGUUCAGCUCCGAACUGAUCGUCUCGGAGAGUGGAGAGAAAGCCCCCAAUGUGGUCUACAGAGGGAAGCUUCGGAACAAUCGUUUGGUCGCCAUUAAGCGCUUCUCCAAGCAGUCUUGGCCUGACCCCAAUCAGUUUCUGACGGAGGCUUCUGGGGUUGGAAAGGUCAGACACAAGAGAUUGGUGAAUUUGAUUGGUUGUUGUGCUGAGGGAGACGAGCGGCUGUUGGUCGCAGAGUACAUGCCUAAUGAUUCUCUUUCCAAGCAUCUCUUUCACUGGGACAAACAGCCACUGCCAUGGGAAAUGCGUGUGAGAGUUGCGUAUUAUAUUGCACAAGCGCUUGAUCAUUGCAAUGCUGAAAAUCGGAAGCUAUAUCACGACUUGAAUGCAUACAGAGUUCUCUUUGAUGAGGAAGGUGAUCCUCGGCUAUCUAGCUUUGGCCUUAUGAAGAAUAGCAGAGAUGGAAAAAGUUAUAGCACUAACUUGGCUUACACGCCACCUGAAUUUUUGCGAACAGGUAGGGUCAUCCCAGAGAGUGUAAUCUACAGUUAUGGAACUGUGCUGCUAGAUCUUUUAAGUGGAAAGCAUAUACCUCCAAGCCAUGCACUGGACUUGAUAAGGGGAAACAAUUUGUUGUUGUUGAUGGAUUCAUCUUUAGAAGGGCAGUAUUCCAACGAAGAUGCCACUGAAUUGGUCGAACUGGCCUCGAGAUGUCUUCAAUACGAGGCUAGAGAUCGACCUGAUGUAAAAUUUCUUCUUUCAGCUGCAGCACCCCUCCAGAAGAAGCAAGAGGUUGCGUCACAUGUUUUGAUGGGUUUAACAAAAACUCCGGUGGUAUUGCCAACCAUGCUCUCUCCUCUUGGAAAGGCUUGUGUGCAAAUGGAUCUUACUGCAGUGCAUGAGAUUUUGCUUAAAACUGGUUAUAAAGACGAAGAGGGUGCUGAAAAUGAACUGUCAUUCCAAGAGUGGACACAACAAGUGCAAGAUAUGUUAAAUACGAAGAAAUUCGGGGAUAUCGCAUUCAGAGACAAGGAUUUCAAAAAUGCCAUCGAGUAUUAUUCUAAGUUGGUAUCAAUGAUGUCUGUGCCAUCGGGAACGAUCUUUGUGAGGCGAGCAUUAUCGUACUUGAUGGUGGAGCAAGCGGAGCUAGCUCUGAGAGAUGCAAUGCAGGCUCAAGUGUGCUUGCCAGAGUGGCCGACGGCAUUCUACAUGCAAGCUCUUGCACUCUCCAAGCUAGGAAUGGAGACUGAUGCCCAAGAUAUGCUCAAUGAUGGAGCCUCCUUUGAAGCAAAGAGGCAGAACAGCUGGCGCGGCCAGAGUCUAGGGAUGUAAAUUAUUCUCAUUGCUGCAAUCUCUCUCUCUCUCUCUCUAAAAGAAAAUUAUUCUCAUGCUGCUAAGGGCUGUCUUAGAAGAGGAUAUAAUGUUUGAGCACAAGUUUUGGUGGUUGUUUUUCGGAGGGAUAUUUUGGAAAGAACACCCUCUUGUUUUGCAGAAUAGUUUUACAAAGAAAUGUAUAAAAGCAUAUGAGAUUCGUGUCAUGGUUCGAAUCAUGGUUCGUGGCUCGUUACAGUAUUUUUUCU